Stegodyphus dumicola is the source of this 1586-nucleotide messenger RNA. RefSeq lists its product as uncharacterized. Gene Ontology annotation, cellular component: membrane. NCBI's taxonomy places the organism in Eukaryota, Metazoa, Arthropoda, Arachnida, Araneae, Eresidae. Gene Ontology annotation, molecular function: phosphatidylinositol bisphosphate binding. The record is from RefSeq and is a predicted model, not a curated record.
UUCACACAUAAGUGUUUGACUAUUGUUGCGCUUACUUUUUGCUAACUCGCAUCACUCAUAAAAUAAUCUGAAGUUCUCAGUUCAUCAUUGCAUUAUUGCGAUUGAUUAGUUUUGUUGGAUAAAAAGUGCAAAAAUGGCUCUUGUGUCGAUUUAUGCGGAAGGCUUAACGCCUGAUAUGGAAAUAAAAUUAGUAAGUGAACUUGGUGAAACACCUCUUGUAAGGAAGAAUUCUUUAGAAAAAAUAAAACAACUCAUAGCAAAGGAACAAGAUUUCUACCCUUUCAUGGAAGACCAAUUUCUACUGCUAUUUCUCCGAAACAAGAAGCAUAAUGUCGAAAGAGCUUUCAAAACAUUACGAAAUUAUUAUUUCUUUAAGGAGAAGCAUUCUGGUGUUUUUACUAAUUUUCUGCCUUCUGAUCAUAAAAAGGUCAUAGAAAUGAACUGUUACUCACCAAUGCCUUUUAUUGACUCCUAUGGUAGGGGUAUUGUCCUUUGUCAACUAGGUCGAUUUAAAUGGCAAGAAAGUUCCGUCGAUGCUCUUAUGGCAUUUGCUGUGGAUUUGGGAAUGGUAUUUCGUGACUGUGAAGCAUUUUCUGUAUGUGGGGCUGUGCUUAUCUACGAUUUUAAGGAUUUUUCUCAGGAAAACUUACUUAAAUUUAUCGGUGUCAAGUAUUUAAUCUUAGCCUUCAGUUGCUUAAAGGAUUGCUUACCUUACUCCGUCAAAGAAAUACAUGUGGUAAAUCAACCAAGUUUUUAUCAGCAUUUCCACAAUGUCAUAAAGUAUGCUUUACCUGAAAAGAUAAGAGGAAGGUUAAAACGGGAAGAAGUACCUACAGAAGCUCUCAGAAAAGUAACAACUACUACAAAAGCGGCUACACCUACUACUACUACAGAAGCUAUUACAACUUCUACAACAGAGCCUGUUACAACGUCUACUACUGAGGAGGCUGCUAAUACUACUACUACUGCUGUUGCUACUACUACUACUAUUGCUACUACUACUACUGAUGUUACAACUACCACUACUACAACAAAAGCACCAGACCAAAAACCUUUCGAAUGCAAACCACCAAAGGCAGCAGAAGGAGAUGUGGACUGUCAGAACAACAUGUUACUUUUAAGAGCCAUGGGAUCGAGAAGCCCAUUCUUCAAGGAUGCUCUAGCUGCCACUUGUACGAAUAUGAAACAACAGGUUUACCAAGACGAAGAGACUGUCAUCCAGUUCUUCUCACCUAACGGCGGACUCACAAUAAAUGCCCAGUGUCCGAAUGAUGAUGAUGUUGUAGUGAAAUUUAAAGUUUGCGUCAGAGAUUUUCGCAUACCGGCUAUCACUCUGCACUGCAACCCUGUCAAGGAGAAGGUGAAACUGAAGGAAAUUCAUAACGUGACCAGCGAUGAAACGCAGCACACACUGGCAGACUGCGGAGAAAACGGGGCGAUUCAAAAAAUGUUCUUCGAAGACACAGGUGGAGAAGCUCGCUCCACGAGAGUUAUCUUCACUUGCGUAGGGCUUGAAGUAGAAGAUGAUGGCUUACCCGUUGGAAUGUAAUUUAUAUCGAUUUUGAAAUAAAAAUAACUACUCCCGA